Messenger RNA from Penicillium lagena, 1353 nucleotides. RefSeq names its product velvet factor family protein. NCBI's taxonomy places the organism in Eukaryota, Fungi, Ascomycota, Eurotiomycetes, Eurotiales, Aspergillaceae. The transcript has 2 exons. Bases 1 to 1353 code for a protein of 450 amino acids. The record is from RefSeq and is a predicted model, not a curated record.
AUGCCCUAUUCGCCAUAUCCUAGGCAUGAGCCUCGAAAAUUCCUGCCGCACGGCCCGGCCUACGAUCGUCCCGUCCUAACUACGCCGCCAGGGCCCCGAUUGCCAUCGCUCAGUGGCCAUCUCCCGGGCCGGGCUCCCGACGCCAGGUACCUGGUCUCUUCUGAAACUCCACGGCAUCUUUACCGCCAGUCUAUGCCACAAACACUACCGCUACGGACUCAGAACCGCGGUCCUGCGAAGUCCGAUCUACACGGUUGCCCCAGCCCGUACGAGGAUGUGUCAAGCCCCAUGAGCCAUGGUCGCGACUAUGAUAGCUAUCGGGGUUACGACCUGGAGUCACAGCACAGCAGCAGCUCGACAACGAUGCCCAGUCCCGUCUACUCAGAAAAGAGCGCCGCUGCAGCAUAUGCGAGCAGUGCUGCUCCGUCCACUAGGACGAGCAGCGGCAGCCACAACGAGCCACCAUCAAGACAAAGAUCACGGCCAACAAGCUAUAGUAUGCCGUUAGGGUUUGAUAGGCUUCUUCAUCACUCUCCAGAAUCAUCACCGCCUCCCCCUCCUCCACCGCCACGGCAACCACGCCGCCCAUCCACACAGUCCCGCUACCACCUCCAUAUCCGCCAGCAGCCCGAAGCCGCGCGAGCCUGCGGCGCCGGCGACAGAGACCGCCGCCCCGUUGACCCGCCUCCGAUAGUGCAAAUCCUCCUAACAGACUUCGAUCCAGUCUCGCAGGAGGACCGUGAUAUUCUGCAAGACCCGCGCUUCACUGUAGGCUGCCUUCUCUUUCCAGUGUCCUCCUCUUCCCCGUGGGCACAGCCCACCGACGCAGAUCCCACAGGCUCCAAGCGCAGUAGUACCAGUGAAGGAAACGGUGGCGUCGCCCGUUCUGACGACACGUUUUCCACGCCUUUACUCUCCGGCAAAGCAUUCAUGUCCCCCUUCUAUGUGGACGAAGACCCAGACCCGACAUCUGCACCAAUACACCCAUCACUUUCCUCGUCCGCGAACAUCAUAUCCAGAAACACAAGCAAAAGAAACACGCUAUCCUCUCUGUCUCGACCUCACAUCCACCCACCAGCAACAUUUUUCAUCUUCGCAGACCUUUCCAUCCGCUCGGCGGGCCUGUACCGGCUGCAGUUCCGGCUCAUGAAUUGGGGUUCCGUCGAGGAUACGGGCCAGUCCAUGCCGAUUCUUGCGGAGACGUGGUCUGAUCCAUUCCGCGUGUAUCCCGCGAAGGAUUUCCCGGGGAUGCAGGACUCGUCGAAUCUAGCGGAGGGGUUGAAGGCUCUUGGGUUUGUGGAGCUGAAGACGAGGGGUAAGGGGAAAGGGAAGGGGAGGAGGAAACCCUAUUGA